AUGUUCAUUCUAUUCCAAAUCGGGUGGAACCCUCAGUCCUACCAGGUCCCUCCACUUCUGUCGCACCAGGUCCCUCCACUUCUGUCGAACCAGGUCCCUCCACUUCUGUCGAACCAGGUCCCUCCACUUCUGUCGAACCAGGUCCCUCCACUUCUGUCGAACCAGGUCCCUCCACUUCUGUCGAACCAGGUCCCUCCACUUCUGUCGAACCAGGUCCCUCCACCUCUGUCGUACCAGGUCACUCCACUUCUGUCGAACCAGGUCCCUCCACCUCUGUCGUACCAGGUGCCUCCACUUCUGUCGUACCAGGUGCCUCCACCUCUGUCGUACCAGGUGCCUCCACUUCUGUCGUACCAGGUCCCUCCACCUCUGUCGUAUCAGGUCCCUCCACGUCAACAUCAUCAUCUAAAUCAAAAUUUGAAUCCUUUCGUAUUAAAGACUCUGUCACCGAAGCUGAAACACUGUGGUGUCUACACACUGUCAUGUACCACCAUUCUCUUAGGAGUGCUGAGAGUGCUGUUCAUCUAUUUAAAAGAAUGUUUUCUACUUCUGACAUUGCUCAAGAGAUGA
Messenger RNA from Macrosteles quadrilineatus (aster leafhopper), 570 nucleotides. RefSeq lists its product as uncharacterized. The transcript has a single exon. The record is from RefSeq and is a predicted model, not a curated record. Bases 1 to 570 code for a protein of 189 amino acids. NCBI's taxonomy places the organism in Eukaryota, Metazoa, Arthropoda, Insecta, Hemiptera, Cicadellidae.